Messenger RNA from Erpetoichthys calabaricus (reedfish), 461 nucleotides. Its product is annotated as PWWP domain-containing DNA repair factor 3A-like. The coding region runs from base 96 to 377 and encodes 93 amino acids. Lineage: Eukaryota; Metazoa; Chordata; Cladistia; Polypteriformes; Polypteridae. The transcript has 2 exons. The record is from RefSeq and is a predicted model, not a curated record.
AACACUCGUAUUUUCUUGUCCAACAGGCUGUUGUAUCUCGUAAGGUAUCGUCCAAAUGGUUAAAAAAUUAUGAAAAUCCUAAAGGUCACUGGGUAAUGACUUAUAUAGAAGAUGAGGAGCUGAUAGAUGGCCUCUACAACUUCUUGGAUGAAGUGCUGUCAAGAGCUGUAGGCACUUUUGAGAGGAUUGACAGAGUUGGCAUCAUUCUGGAUGUGCUGAUGCCAGAGGCUCUUAUUAAAGCUGUACAAACAGUUGAGAGGAUUUCUCUGCCAGAGGCAGAAAAUCUGUUCAUGGAUGGACCAGCAGACAGUGAGUGGUACGUCAUGUGGAAAAUAAACAGUCCUUUCUUUUUCUUUUCAGCACCAUUAUUCUGUUAAACAGAAUACCCUAUAGUUGUUGUGAAUUUAGACAAGAAUAUAAAAUAAAUAUAUAUAAAUGUGAAUAUAUAUGUUUAAAGUGAC